Symbiodinium sp. CCMP2592 is the source of this 1539-nucleotide messenger RNA. Lineage: Eukaryota; Dinophyceae; Suessiales; Symbiodiniaceae. The record is from the annotation of a GenBank genome assembly.
AUGACAGGCUUUUGCGAUUGUGUUGUACAUCUUGAUCGCGACCUCAAGCUGCUGGAGGACUCGCCGAGGAUCGCGGCACUGCUCCUGUGUGGAGCCUCGAAUUGCAGCCGCGGCGCAAGCUUUCUGGAGUUAGUUUGCGAGGACGAUCGAGGCCGUGUUCGAAGCCUCUUCGCUGAUUCGUUCGCUGCGCCUGUGACGCAUUCUUUGGCUCUCAAUGUGCGCCUCGUGGACUCCGAUAGCAAUCAGGUGAAGGUGGAGAUGAUGCACAUACCCUUCUUUGACGAGCAGGGCGAACCUUGCCACCUACUGUGUUUGAGGGAGUCGGACGAUGUCACCACGGCAUCAACAGUGGCACCACUACAGCGUGACACCGUGUCCGCAACCCUGGUCAAUUUUGGCGAUGCCACGGAGCAGGCUUAUGUUGUCUUUGACGCCAUGACAUUCGACAUCCUCCUUGCAAGCAGCGACUUCGAGGCUCUGUUCGCCAAAUGCACAGGACACGCUGCCAAUCUUGAGGAAAUGAGCGUUCACGACUUGUCCACGGAUGUCGGAGAACCAUCCCUGAGUCGGCGGAUUCAGCUAGUGGUAAACUCAUUCUAUCACAACAGCUCGAACAACGUCGAUCUGGGUGUCUUUCAAUUCUUCGGCGCGUGCAAGAUGCAGGUGCGAGUGGAAUUGCAGCACGACCCAGUUCUGGCAACGCUUGUCGGUACGCUCCAUGUCACGCCGACAAAUCCCGGCUCCUGUCAACUGAAUGUUCUGAAUGUUGAUCAGCAUGCAUCAGCGAAUAUCAGCGACCUGUUUGCUGACGUGGACACAGCACAAGACCUGAAGCAGCGAAAGCUUGAUGGCUUCUUCAGGUCGCACUCGGCACCUGCCUUGGCCGCAAGCGUGGCAUCACCACUGCGCUCGAAGUCGGCGCCCGUGCUGGGUCAGGAGCUGAGAGAGGCGACGUCCUUGCGUUUGAAGGGCACAAGCCGCAUGGACAUUCGCGGUCGAUCGAAAGACGAGGUGAUCCACAUUGGCGAUUCCGAUGAAGAGAUGCAACGCAGACCGGAUGCCAAAUCAAAGUCCUGGCCUCGUGUUUUGCGCAUCUCGGCCGGGCGCGUGGCUGCAGCCGCCGGCCUCCAUCGCCAUGCCGACCCCGGCGAGGUCUUCAUAGAACUGCUGUACCAGGAUUUGCCUGACAUGCUUCUCGCAGACGCUGCGGAUGCCGGUGUUGAGAUCGUCUCGCCACAAGCAGAGCGCGCACGUCUCCUCGCGAAGAGUGGCGAGGCAGAAGCCCUCGAGGCAGUGUUGCGCGAGGCUUUCCAGGCGCCCAAGGUCGAGGCGGCACAGGCCGCCCGCGAGGCCAUCGCGAAAGCUGUGGAGGCCAACUGCUGGCAAACCGAUGCUUGGUUGGGAGGCAGUGAGAUUUUUGUGCAUGCCAGCCCUGCCGUCCUUUACGCGCGUAGUGAGCGAUGCUGCACACAUCGGGGCAUCAUCAUCUCCAAGCCUCGGCCAAUACGGGCAAGGCUUGAUGCUGAUGCGAUUUUAUAG